AUGAGCGAGACUGGAGGGGCAGCAGCAGCAGCAAACAACACGGACGGCCGCAGUGCAGCAGCAGGGACUCCUAACGGCGAGGCUGCAGCAGGAGGAGGAGCAGCAGCAACAGGGGACCUGCAAUCAUCGCCUCCUUCUGGUGCUACGAAACCUGACACCACCGAUCAAGCAGCAGCAGCAACAGCAGCAGCAGCAGCAGCAGUUCCUCCUCUACCGCAGAUCGUUAGUACUGAGCCAGGAUGCUGCCUCCUAUGUAGUGAGAAAAAGGGUCUGACACUCCUGCAGCUGCUGAAGGUACGACUGGCUCCACAGGAAUCAGCAGCAAACGAAGGCAAAGAUGCAGCAGCAGCAGCUCCAGGUGAAGCAGCUGCUGCUGCAGGUGGGGAGCAGAAGCCCGCCGCUGGAGGAACCACCGAUUCUGCGUCGAGUGCAGCUAAGGACGAAAGCAGCAGCAACACGCCCGCCCAGGCACAGAAGCAGCAGCAGCAGCAGCAGCAAACUGUGCUGAUGCCUCUACUGUUUGUACCUGGGGCAUCAAAGGAGGCCUCAUGGUCUCCCUGCGGGAGGCGGCUAGCUGUGGUUACUGCAGCAGAAGGUUUGCUGCUGCUUGAGCAUCCUACAUGGACUGUGGGGCCGGAGCUGCAGCAGCAAGCGGCGCAGCAGCUGCUGCGCGCAGACUGGCUGCUGAAGCAAGGUCAAGGUGAGCGUAAGAGGUCUGCCACCGCGGCUGCUGCUGCAGCUGCAAUUGCUGGAGCAACAGCAGCAGCACCAACUCCUUCGCAAGCAGCAGCAGCUGCAAUCAGGGAGAGCGUGCUGCAGUUGGUUUCUGCAGAGAUGCAGAGGCAGCUUGUGCGUUUGCCGCUUAAGCCCGAGAUCAAGCCUCAGGGUCAGCAGGAGCAGGAGAAGCAGCAGCAGCUGCUGCUGCAGCAACAGCUGCUGCAGCAGGUGGAUCCGGAUGCUCAGGUCAAGGCCUUGCACUGGUCCCCACGAGGAACAUACUUGGUAGCAAAUAUACAGCUAGAUCUGCGGUCGAUGCUGAUGCAGCAGCAGCAGCGCAGCAGCAACAGCAGCAGCUCUGCAAGCGAGUGCGCAGCAGACGCUGGCUGCAGCAAUACGGACGCUGCUUCUUCCUCAGCUUCUGCUGCAGCUGCAGGGAUGACUGCGGGUGGUGGUGCUGCAGCAGCAGCAUCGGCAGCCGCAGCAGCUGCAGCAGCAGCAGCAGAGCACAACGUGUUUGUUUGGGAAGCAGCAACAGGGAAAGUUGUUGCUUCGUUGCAGCAGAAGCGACUCGUGUGGCCUCUGCUGCAGUGGAGAGAUGAUGAAGCCUUCUGCUGCAUCCCUAGGAGGCCCCACUUGUUGGUGUACGCUGGCAACGAUUUAAAUAAUUUGCUCUUUACGAUUUUCGUGCGGCGGCUCAAGACCUUCGGCAUCUGUCCUGUGCAGCGGCAGCAGCAGCAGGGGCAGCGCGAGAGGCGCCUGCACAUUGCAUGUUUCUCCUUUGGAGCCACGCAGCAACAGCAGCAGGCUGCUGCUUGUCCCCCGUCCUUCUCGGUCGUAGAGGUCCCAGAUGUGUCUGCUGCAGCAGCAGGAUUUGCCACAGCAGUCGCAGCAGCAAAAGAACGAGGAGAGGACCCUGAAGCAACAGCAGCUUUUGACCCUACACCAAACCCCCAGCAACAGCUGCUGGAUCUGCUGCAGGAGCAGCUGCAAAAGUCCGCAGAGGCGGGUGUUGGUGCGACUGCUGGCUCAGCAGGGGAUGGUGGAGCAGAUGCAGCAACAGCAGCAACAGCAUCGGUGCCUGCCUCCCGUGCUGUUGCAGCGGUUGCUGCAGCAGCAUCACCAGCAGCAGCAAAAGAGUAUGAUAAGGCCCUUGUAAGGUUGCUUGCCUGGCAGGUGCUACCUUCAGCAGACUCCACGGACUUCUUAUGGAGCGCCUCCGGCUCUGCCCUCCUUGCGGUCGCAAGCACCACUGUCGAUGCAACAGGAGAGAAUUACGGUGGGGUUGGUGACUGCUGGGCAGUCUCCUUCGGGGCGCCGCAACACCCCCAGGCUGUUGCGGCAUUGCAGCACAUUCAGCGUCUGGCCCAACAGGAACAGGAGCAAGAGCAGCAGCAGGACUCGCAGCAGGGGGAUGCUAUGUUGGCGCUUCAUUGCUGCGUCCGGCGCAUCAGCAAGAAAAUUGUGCAAGAUGUAACAUGGAGCCCCACUAGGGAUGAGUUUGUCCUAAUAGAGGGGAAGUCUCCAAGUGAUAUCUUGCUACUGGACCGUCAAGGGCGCACGCAGUUCGUCUUCCCGCGUCGGUACCGUAACUUUGUGUCUUUCUGCCCCUUUGGCCAAAUGGCGGUGGUGGCGGGCUUCGGCAACCUAGCCGGAGAGGUUAGCUUCUAUUAUAGGGACAAGGCGUCACAGGGCAUGCAGCACAUCAGCGAGUUCAAAGCCCCGUGCACCGUCUUGGCUCUAUGGGCACCUUGCGGCUCCUACUUCGCCACAGCUUCCACAUACCCUCGCAUGAAAGUUGAUAACUCGCUGAGUGUCCUCGAUUAUAGAGGCAAGAUGCUGUCUUCUGCCGUUUCUGCUCACAGAUUUAGUGGAGAAUCUGUGCAGCGUCUCCAGUUCGAUGAACUGUAUCAUAUAGCGUGGAAGCCGGAGUCUGAUUUGGAGCCCCCGAAUGCACCGCAGCCCAACGAGCGUCUGCUGGCCGCUGCGGAAAAUCAAGCAUUCCGCCCGAGGGGAACAACGCAGCGAGGAAUUACCUCCCGUAUCAUGAACGGGGAACAGGUGGACGAGUCCGAAUUGCCUGAGGAGCUGCGGAGACAGCGCGAACAGCUGAGACGUCGGAAGACUGCUGCUGCCGCCGCGAAGCGAAAAGAGACAGAGGUGGUUGAGUUGGAAUGGAGACGCCAACCGAAGCAGGAGCCUAGACCGGCAGCUGAGGAGGCGGCGGCGGGGUCCUCAGCAGCACCUGCUGCUGCUACUGCUGCAGGGGAAGGAAAGCAACGAGGAGGAAACAGUACAAGCAGCACCUCAAAUGCAAGAAGCGACAGUAGGGCGUCUGCGGCAGCAACAGGCGGACGCCAGCAGCAGCAACAACAGCAAGAUCCCUCAUCAAGUGCUCCGGCUAGUGCCUGUUUCUCGGGAGAUGAAGGAACUCAGGAGUUACAGGGUGCUGCAGGACAGCAGCAGCAGGAACAUCAGCCGCAGCAGCAACAGCAGCAGCACGCCCGACGCAAGGCUGCGGAUCAAGCAUCUGUGGGGGCAGACUGCGCUGUAACAAGCGGUGCCGUGGAAGAUUUGGCUGCGAUGCUGGAGCAGCAGUCACUGCAACUGGUUCAGCCGCAACAGCAGCAACAGCGCCAGCAGCAGUGGCAGCAGCACUGGCAACAGCAGCAGUUACAACAGCAUCAAAUGCAGCAGCAGCAGCUCCAACAUCAACAACUGCAACAGCAGCAGCUUCAGCAGCAGCAACUCCAACAGCAACUGCAGCAGCAGCUACUGCAGCAGGGAGGUCGCGCCGCAGGAACGCAGCAGACGCCAGCAGCAACUGGUCUCCAAGGGCUAGGGCCUGCACAUCCGCCGGUGGGUGUCAUAGGCUCCCAGGUGCGGCAACCGCAGCAACAGCAACAGCCGCAGCAGUUGACGCCUCAGCAACAACAGCAACUGCUGCAGCAUUUGCAGCAACACCUUCAAAUGCAGCAGGCAGGGGGCGCUGGCUCCGCACGCGCACCAGGACAUAAUUCACAGCAGCAGCAGCAGCAGCAGCAACAGCAGCCUCUAUCGGCUGAGCAGUUGUCUGCUGCAUUGCGAGUGAUGCUGCCAAACCUGACGGUAUCGCAGCAGAAUCAAGUGCCGCGCCAGCAUCAGCAACAAUGGCAGCAAACAUCGAGGGGAGAUAACGCUCUGAGUGCCUUAGCAGCUGCUGCAGUUCGACAGCAGCAGCAACAACAACUUCUUCUUCUCAGGCAGCAGCAGCAACAGCAGCAGCAGGACUUGGAGCAACAGCAGCAGCAACACCUGGAGGCCCAGUUGCGUCCAUUGCUUCAGCAGCUACAGCGUGGCACAGCCGAGCCGACACUGGGUCGGGGUGCUGCUACGAUGCAGCAUCAUCAGAAGGCACUGGCGCUGUUGCGUGCUGCUGCAGCACAGCAACAUAAACAGCAAAACCAGCAACAGCAGCAACAACGGAAUAUGGUCCUACAGCAGCAAGCUAUGCAACAGCAGGAAAUACAGCGGCAGCAGCUGCGACAACAGCAGUUGCUUCAGUUACAGCAGCAGUCAGACAUGCAGCGGGAUGGCACAUUGGACGCACACCUUCAACAGCAGCAGCGCCAAGCGUCAUCGACAGCAUCAGCUGCCGCUACCUUAAUGAACUUGCCACGGGAAGCGCGUUUGUUGCUGCAGAGACUGCAGCAGGGUGAGGGAGCUCAGAAGACAGCGCAGCUGCUGCAACAGUUGCAGCAGCAGCAGCAGCUGCAACAACAGCAGCUGCAGCAGCAACAGCUGCAGCAGCAGCAGCAACUACAGCAACAGCAGCAGCUGCAGCAACAGUUGCAGCAGCAGCAGCAGUUGCAGCAGCAGCAGUUGCAACAGCAACAACAGCACCAGCAGCAACUCCAACAGCACCAGCACCAACAGCUGGAGCAUGACGAGGUACAGCAACAACAGCACUGCCGGGGACAGCGUUCCGCAGGGGUGUCGCAGCAAAGGCAUGGUCCGAGGCAGCAAACUUGGGACAGCGGAACUGAUAACGAGCAGCAGCAGCAGCAACUUACUCGACAGCAGCUGCAGCUGUUCCAGCAGGUGCAACAGCAACAGAAGCAUCACCCACAGCAGCAGCUGCAGCAACAACACGUACUGCUUCAGCAACAGGUCCAGCAGCAGCAGCAGCUGCAAGGGCAGCAGUUGUUGCAUCAGCAGCAACAACAGUGGCAGCAGUUGUUGCAUCAGCAACAGCAGCAGCAGCAACGACAGCACCAACAGGGCCGCAGGCCAGAUGUGACGAAGGAACAGUGCUGGCAGUACAUUGACCCCAAGGGGAACGUGCAGGGUCCAUUUUACAUGAAGGAAAUGUUUCUAUGGAACACAAUGGGCUACUUCGACCCCGGGCUACCGGUGCGCUGCUGCAACUCAGACAAAUUCCUACCUCUCAACAAAUUGUACCCUCCACCAACUAGGCCAUUUAUGUCGCCACCGAAACCCCAAGCAGCCGCCGCUGCCGCUGCUGGCUUUGGAGGCAGCAGUGGAGGCCCCUCUUCAACAUCGAACACUCCCACUGCAGGGGUGCAUUCUUCAGCACCGCAUGCAACCAGCACUGAAGAUGGAAACGGAGGCGGCGGCACUGCAGGCACUAGCAGUCUUCCGAUGGGGGACCAAAAUGCUGCUGCGGCUGCUUCAGGAGGCAGUACACCCCAAGGUGGUAACGAUGGACGCACCUAA
Molecule: messenger RNA, 5433 nt
Organism: Eimeria maxima
Lineage: Eukaryota; Apicomplexa; Conoidasida; Eucoccidiorida; Eimeriidae
Exons: 12
Coding region: 1-5433 (1810 amino acids)
Biological process (GO): translational initiation
Cellular component (GO): cytosolic small ribosomal subunit
Molecular function (GO): mRNA binding; ribosome binding; tRNA binding
Source: RefSeq, a predicted model, not a curated record